Volvox carteri f. nagariensis is the source of this 2858-nucleotide messenger RNA. RefSeq lists its product as uncharacterized. The transcript has 6 exons. The coding region runs from base 1 to 1743 and encodes 580 amino acids. Lineage: Eukaryota; Viridiplantae; Chlorophyta; Chlorophyceae; Chlamydomonadales; Volvocaceae. The record is from RefSeq and is a predicted model, not a curated record.
AUGCUGCAGGCGGUGGCGAACGCGGAUCUGGAGCGGCUGGCGCGGCUGGCGUCCGUAAUGGACAACUGCGCGACGUCGCUGGCCGUGCUGUGCAAAGUGGUAUCAGCGGCCUGCCCAGAGGAGGUGAAGACCGUCCAGUACAUCACACAGGUGCACGCGGAGGAUGGGCAGGAGGCGAGGUCGGCGAUGAGGGAUGUGGCCGCGGCGGCCAUGUUUGACAUCAUCCGGCGGCAUGUCCUUCAUGGCAGCGCCCUGGCAUUCCCGCUCCGGGAAUGCGUGGCGUUGCCCAGCGCGCGCGCCAACGAGAUUCUGCAGGGGACGCCGGCGGCAUACGGCCGCGAGAAGCACGUGCCGUGCAGCAUCACGGCCAUGGAGUUCAUGCGCGGGAGCGUCCUGGGCAUCGUCGUGCAGGUGUUGGCCAGCACGCGCGCUUGGGCUGCAGAGCAGGGACUGCUUCGGAGGGCGGAGCACGGUUCGCCCAUUGGGGACGGGCUGGUGCUAGCGGGCGGCAGCAUUCACAACACGCUGCAGCCCGCGUCGCAGCGAAUGGUGGUGGCACAGGCCGACACGGACGUCUUCGUGGUGGGUGCUGUGAGUGCGGCCGCAGGCGCGUGCAUGGCGGCCCAGUUUUUCGAGGGCCUGGCGCAUCGCGUGGAGGUGGUGCAGGACAGCUUGCUGCUGACGGAGCGCACCGUCAGCGCGCAGUACGUGAUACCACCAGCUGCACCUGGUGGUAUCACGUACUGCGUGCUGACGUCCAGUGUGCCCAACGGUGAAUUGCGCGCUGGAAACCGCGAACGUUACUUACUGCCAUUCCUUAAUGUGCUGUUUAAGCUUGUCGUCCACACAGUACUGCCCGAGGUGGCCGCUGGAGUGCCAGACGUCUGUCGCCGACCAAGCAGGCUGUACAGAACUCCGCUAGUUCCUUUCUGUAAAGGCACAACACUUCGACUCACACAGUUGAUUUUGGCUUUUCAGUCACGCGCCUACCCCAUUUUAUAUGCACCCCGCGCUACUUCCAAGCCGCGCUACGUCCAGUGCCUUUUCGGGCGUUCCGUCGCUGGACGAGUCCGCCGGCGUUGCCUGUGCAACUACAGCACCGCCGGCCGCUCCGCCUUCCGCGACGUCCCUACCGCCGCUUCGCCCGACUUACCAUCUCGUCUAAAUGUGCACUCUUCAUCAGCUCCUGCACUGAACCUCACGCAAUGCACCUCCUCGGCGCUACGCCCGCUGUUGCCGCGGUUGCGGCAUUCGCCCGCCUCGCCGGAAGUUCUUUGCAACUGUUCGCCUUUGCCCGCCGGCACACGGCCGGAUUGCGCUUUGCGCAUUGUCGCAUGCACCACAGCUACAUGGCGGCGACGCAUCGUUCUCUUCCGCGUGUGCUUCUUUGCCGUUUGUCUGGUUCUGCUCUGGAUCGCUAACAUUGCGCGGGAUGUCCAGGUGCCCAGAUCGCGCUCACGCCCGUUCUGGUGGUCUGACAGUAGCCAUGGCCGUUCCGGCUUGCCACAACCCCUUGCGCUUGUUUCCCACUACGAGCUUUUGCCUCUUUACAAGCUUUUUCGCCAACUGCUGCACCGCACUUUUCGGCUUUCCUGGCAUUUCAGCUACGACCCCGACCCGCGCGCCGCGUACGUUUCCCAGUGUCCCCCGCAGCUCGCCGGGUCGCUGCCGACGCCCAUGCUCACCCUGCGAAGACGUACUGACCGCGCUCCGGCGCUCUUCCGAUUCAGCCCGCCCCCUUGAAGCGUCCGGUUCGUACGGUGCCGCGACUUGUAUAAAUGCAGGCCUGUGUCGCCUUCUUUUCCAUACAUUCUCCUCUUUCCAUUUUUAAGCUUAUAUACCGAACUCGCUUUCGCGGUCGGCAGCCAGCCAGCCUCUCGCUUCGCUGACCCCAGUUCUACUUUGGUAACCGCGAUCAACAUGCCUCCCAAACUGGCUCGCCCAUCCCAACUCCCGCAACAGUCCCUUCCGCCCACCAACUUGGGCGCUUACGGCGCGCCUUCGCCGAGCCUGCCGUCGGGCUCUUCCGCCGGCGCGUCAGCCAAGCCGCCCGUCAACAUCGCCGACCUGUGGGCGCAACUAGCAGCGGCGUCGCCAACAGGCGGAGGCCGCGAUCACUCCACGCCAUCCGGGGUGCCGAGACGGCCGCUGUCUUUCAAGCAGCAGCUGCUCUUGGGAAGCAUGGGAUGUCACGCCGAGGACGUCCUGCGCGCUAACCACACCAAUGCCGAGUUCAACGUGCUCCUGGCCGAGGCCCGAAAGUACAGGGACGACUUCCUGGAGCAGCACGACCCCAAGCCCGCCAGCACGUACUUGUACAACAUCACAGCAGCAAUACACGAAGGCGACAUGCCGGACCGUGCGACGGCGACGCAUGCGGCAGUCAUGCAGCUGUGGAUCGCAGCUGCCGGCAGCCUGCGAGCAGAUACCGCCAUAGAGCUCAUCUAUGACUACGGCAUGGACGCGGGCACCGUCCUCAAGGCGGACCAGGAGUUCGCGCGCUCGGUGCUGACGGCCGCGCAGCAGGCGCGAGCGUCGGGCGCCCUCCUGACCACAACCACGCCAGCCAAGCGAGCCGCUAGCAGCCCCGCCGAGCCAGAUUCCAGUGCCCCCGCCCGCACGUGACUGUAUACCAUCACGUGCGCUCCCACCGGCAGAGUGUACGUCGGCCAGUCCCGGGACCCUCAACGUCGCUUCCAGGCUCAUGCCCGCAACCCACCCAGCCGGAUGAAGGAGGACGCCAGCCGCUACCAACCCUUCCAUGACCACUUCUCGCUCACGCGCCUCAUGUCCACCGCCAAUCCCGCACUGGCCCAACGGAUGGAGGCCUUCUACAUCGCGCAGUUCAAGGCUAGGGG